Messenger RNA from Thalassophryne amazonica, 2507 nucleotides. RefSeq names its product coiled-coil domain containing 181 (gene ccdc181). The transcript has 6 exons. Gene Ontology annotation, molecular function: microtubule binding. Lineage: Eukaryota; Metazoa; Chordata; Actinopteri; Batrachoidiformes; Batrachoididae. Bases 313 to 1890 code for a protein of 525 amino acids. The record is from RefSeq and is a predicted model, not a curated record.
AUACUGACAGAGGAAUUGUGUGAUUUUUGUGACAGGGUCCAUUUGAGUGUUGCUGCUUGUCUUUUUUCGGGAAUGUGCCAAUGCGCAGUCGCAAAUCCUCGUGCGUGUUGUCGGUCACUAUGACGACGGGCCUGCUAAACCUUUUAGGCCUGCACACGGUGCACACUGUGCAGACGGACUACAAACAGAUUAUGUGCGCCGGUGUUGUUUCACAGGUUGCCAGGAACAAUGUGGACAAAUUAGAGAGACCUGAAGAACAACCUGGAUGUGUUUUUCAAUCAUUAUAUCAAAGACCUGAACACGUGUUAAAGUAUGAGUGAGGUGGCUUGCACAAAUUCCCAGGAGGAGUAUGAGGAUGACUUUGAGAAGGAUCUGGACUGGCUGAUCAGUGAGGAGGAAGGCCAGAGCGAGGACCAGGGGAAUGAAUGUGAGAACUUGGAGGCAGAAAUAGAUAAAGAGCUAGGUGAGGAUGAAAAUCAACACAGAAGGAAACAACAUGAAAAAAACCAGAAGGAAGAGGAAAGUGAAACAAAGCAGUUGAAAGCAGAUGAAGAAAGAUGGCCUUCACCCAUGGACCUGAUGCAGCACAGCUCGGAUGGAGAGAGCCCAAAUCAGUCAUCACUCUCGCCCACAGUCCCACCUCCUCCAGUGCUGGAGGACCAGACAGAUGAGGAGAAAAAGUACAUUCUGGAGAAGAUCCAGCAGGCUAAUCGGGAGCUGCAGGACCAAGAAUCUCCAAAUGUGACGCGACACAAGCGGCUUCACUUUAAAGACAAGCUGGUGGACCUGGUGGUGCCUCCACCGCAGUUUGCAAAAGAUGACGCAUUCUAUGGUGCAGAUGUGAUGGAGCAAAAAGACAACCAGGAUAGAGGGAAGGAAGCAGAUACUGAAGUGUCAGGAAAGCUUUCUGAGCUAAAGCUGUCCACUGUGGAGGACAGUGUGGGUGAAAUAGCAUCUAGCAGGAAAGGACAGGGCAGUGAGGAAAAGCUGGAAGCAAAGGAGGGAAGAGUUUUAGUAGAAAAGGAUGGGAAAUUUCACCUGGUCAGCCUGAAGGAAGUGGAGAGUUUAGGCCUUCUGCCUCCCAUACCAAACAGCAACACUUCCCCACGUCCCCAGGAGGCCACUGUGAGCCCCUGCAAGAGCCACGGCUUGUCCUCUUCUCCUCAUUCCCGGUCCAGCUCCUCCUUCUUUCAGCAGGGUGUUGAUCAUGUUUGUGUACCCCGACCUCCAGUCCAGCCCCGGAACAGACCCAGCUCAGCAAGCCUGAGCCAAAGAGGCAGUCAGAGGAGGGGAACCAAACGCCGGGUGCAGUCAGCCGCCGGAUCACCCUGCCAAACCACCUACACCCUCUCCCCCCAGCAGAAGGAGCUACUGCAGAAGAUCCAUGAGAGGAAGGAGCAGAUGGCCAGAGAGGCAGAGCAAAAGAAACAAGAGGAAGAGGAGCAGAAGAGGCAGGAGAAUGAGUUGGCAUUCAAAGCAUGGCUGAUGAAGAAGAGAGAGCAGCUCCAGGAAGAGAGGAGGAUCCACCGAGCCCAGGAAAUGGAGAGGACGACUCCUCAGAGAGAUUCCAGUAAUCCAGAGGAGGCCUUCAGGCUGUGGCUCCAGAGGAAGCAGGAGCAACAGCAGAGAGAGAGGCAGCUGGUGGAACUGAAGAGGCUGGAGGAAGACAGCAGAUACCGCUUACGCAGCCGCGUGGAGUGUGAGCAUGCCUUCAAACUAUGGCUGAAAAGAAAGUGGGCAGAGAAGCACGCUGAGCAGCAGGCAGCUCGAGAACACUCCCGCAGGUUGUUGCUGGAGGAGCGGCGUGCACGACGCAUGCGCGACUUACACUGUACUGUCAAUGAGCUCAAGCCAUUCAGAUUUGCUGAACAAGGGGCCUUCCACUUCUAAACCAGACCAAUGGGCUGUACACAAAAAGCGUAACAGGAAGUGCUGUGGAUGUCAUGUCCUGUUAAAGCUACAGUGUGUAGGAUUUAGUGCCAUCUAAUGGUGAGACUGCACAUUGCAGUAUGUCAUUGCAUUCACUUUUUAAUUUCUUUGCCAACAGGGAUUCAGGCUCCUUUACCUUCUGUUGUGAUAAACAAUAUGUAUGAUCCUCAAUUUCACAAAAAUGGGGGUUAUCAAACUUGUUAGCCUGCGCCAGCAGUCAGUGUAUAGAGAAUAAGCCCUGAUUCCUCUUCUUUUUUCUUCAGUCUUCUGGCUGUGCUUCAAAAUGCAAAAAAGUUUUGUACUCCUGAUGACAGGCCUCCAUGGUGGGGUCCGCUCCCAUGCAGAUAUGAUGGGCUCAUUCUAAGCUCUUAAAAAAGCAUUUAUUCUUUGUUGCAGCUAAAAUAUACACACUAAUAAAAGAUGGUUAUGAAUGCUGUAUACCACCUUUGCUAAUAAACAGUCCUAAAUUCUACACACUUUUGCUUUAAACACAGAACGCACACGUCUCUACCCCCAUUUCAAGUAAAGACACUUUUUAAAAAUGUUUUUUCUAAAGUGACCUUUGCUCAGCAUGAAAA